Messenger RNA from Maniola jurtina (meadow brown), 882 nucleotides. RefSeq names its product activity-regulated cytoskeleton associated protein 2-like. The record is from RefSeq and is a predicted model, not a curated record. NCBI's taxonomy places the organism in Eukaryota, Metazoa, Arthropoda, Insecta, Lepidoptera, Nymphalidae. The transcript is spliced from 2 exons. The coding region runs from base 1 to 882 and encodes 293 amino acids.
AUGUCAGCCGAGCAUUUUUCUACGUUAAUGACGUCGCUCCAAAAACAGAAUGCCGACAUGUGUGAGCGGUUGAUACGCGAAGUGCGUUCAUCAACCCCCCUGGCGGGGGGAGCUUCAUCGCCUGUACAAGCUGGGAACAAUGGAAACUUUUCUAAGUGUUCAUCGCGGUACAGCGGCGCGUCAAAUGAAUGCGUGGAAGGCUUCAUAGACGCUAUACAAGUGUAUAAGAGUUGCCUACAAAUAACGGAUGACAACGCUGUGAAAGGGCUGUCUAUGCUCUUAUCGGACAAGGCUGCGUUGUGGUGGCAAGGCGUAAGGAAGUCAGUUGCGGACUGGGAUGAUGCGAUUCUUCGCUUGCAAUCUGCAUUCGGCGCCCGUCGGCCACCGUUUGUUAUCUACAGGGAGUUAUUUGCUCUUGCACAAAAAGAUGAAAACACAGAUAUUUUCAUAUCAAAAGUUCGAUCACUGUUUGCAAAGCUUCCGGAGGAGGAUUUAUGUGAACGUGUGGAGUUGGACAUGACUUAUUCCUUACUAGACCGCAGAAUCAGGAAAAGAUUAGAUCGCGACGAAAUCAAGUCUUUUGAUGACCUAUUGCGUAAAGCGCGGUCCAUCGAAGACUCGCUAAAAGAAAGCGAGCUUGUCCCAAGCAAAGGGUCUCAGGAAUUAAAAAGUAAGAAAACUCCCACUACAGUUCCUUCGUCCAGCACGCCUGUGCCAGCGGCUAACGUUCAGCGAGGCGAUUACAGCAAAACAGCUGAUACAACGGCGGGUUCGCCGGCGAAGGAGUCGACGACCUCAAGGCCGCGAACGCGUGUGUUUUGCGUUUAUUGUAAAAGCAAUAAGCAUGAUAAAAUCAAACGUGACUUCAAAAGAUUGUUUUAA